Molecule: messenger RNA, 443 nt
Organism: Caenorhabditis elegans
Lineage: Eukaryota; Metazoa; Nematoda; Chromadorea; Rhabditida; Rhabditidae
Gene: F47B10.6
Product: Phage protein
Exons: 3
Coding region: 6-365 (119 amino acids)
Source: RefSeq, marked reviewed
UUAAGAUGUCUGUAAAAUUAGAUGAUCUCACUGGUAUGCUCAAUCUAAUUAGCCAUGAGAAGCAUAUCCAGCAUUUAGAUGAUUUGGUCACAAGAUAUCGCGAACUUGUUUGCCAACUGUGCACCGUCAUUGAAAUGGAGUGCAUGUCCGAACAGGAAUACAUUCUUGAAAUUUAUGAUGAAGCUUUUGGAACCGGCCAACGCGUCAUUAACAACGAGUUUCCGUUAGCGACUACUAGUGAGGAGUUUGUGGCCAUGAUUGGGAAAAUGGAGCGAUCAGUGUAUCGCCUUGAAGCUGUGAAAAGAGUUCUCAAAAUCUGUUUCAUUAACAAUUUCAUACGGUUUGAUGAUAAUUUCAAUGUUUGAUUUCAUUUGCUUACUAUGUUAUUAUCAAAUUCGACCAAUUAACAAAUUGUGAUUUCCAAAGUAGUUUAUUUUCAAUUC